AUGGAUGCCUUUUGCAGACUCAGUGGCCUGGACCCUCUAUGGGACUGGAACCGCACAUGGUACACGGCCAACCCAGACCUGACACAGUGUUUCCAGAACACAGUGCUGGUGUGGGUCCCUUGUAUCUACCUGUGGCUGCUGGCCCCUUUCUACUGUCUCCACCUCUACUGCCAUGACCGUGGGCGCAUUCGCAUCUCCUGCCUCUGCACUGCCAAGAUGAUGCUGGGCUUCCUGUUGGCCUCCUUUGGUUUUGUGGAGUUCUUCUACAUCCUGCUGGAGAGAAGCCAGGAGAUCCAGCAGCACAUGGUCUUCCUACUCAGCCCCAUCAUACGCAGCAUGACUGUGAUCCUGGCCCUCUGCAUCAUCCAGUUGGAAAGGAUAAGAGGCUGCCGUUCCUCUGUGUUCCUUUUCCUUUUCUGGCUCUUGGCCGUCGUCUGUUCUUUGGUGCCUCUCAGAGCAAAGAUCCAGCUGGCCAUGGAUGAGGGCAUUGCCUCUGAUAUUGUGCGAUACCUGGCCUUCUUCUCCUACUUCACAAUCCAACUGGCCCAGCUCUUCCUGUGCUGUUUUGCUGACCAGCCCCCAGAGGGAAAAACAGUCUUUGAAAAGAAUCCCUGUCCCGUGAAAGAUGCCUCUUUUCUGUCAAAGAUUCUCUUCUGGUGGUUCACCGGGCUUGUUGUGAAAGGAUAUCGUACGCCACUGGAAGCAGAGGACCUCUGGACCCUGAGAGAAGAAGACACGUCAGACAACAUAAUCUCCGACCUGGAAAAGCCAUGGACAGCCGAAUGCGCCAAACUUCAAAAGCAGGAGAAGGCCUUGGCGUCGGGUGUGGCACUGGGGAGCCGACUGCCAGACCAAGCUCAGCUCCUCAGAAAACUUCAGAAAGAGCAGAGCUCUGGCUUCUUCCUGUUCCGAACACUUGCACGCAAGUUUGGUCCUUACUUCCUGACUGGCACCCUGUGUAUCAUAUUCCAUGAUGCCUUCAUGUUCGCCAUCCCCCAGGUGUUGAGCCUCCUGCUGGGUUUCAUGAGAGACGAAGAUGCUCCGCUGUGGAAGGGCUACUUCUACGCCACCCUCAUGUUUCUGCUUUCCUGUCUCCAGUCUCUCUUCAACCACCAGUACAUGUACACUUGCUUCACCGUGGGUAUGAGGGUGAAGACUGCUGUUAUGGGCCUGGUUUACAGGAAGUCUUUGGUAAUAAACAGUUCUGCCAGGAGGACUUGCACAGUGGGAGAAAUUGUGAACCUGGUCUCAGCAGACACUCAGAAACUGAUGGACUUUGUGGUGUACUUCAAUGCUGUCUGGCUGGCUCCUAUUGAGAUUGCCCUUUGCCUCUUCUUCCUCUGGCAGCACCUUGGCCCAUCUGCGUUGGCAGGAAUUGCUACCGUCAUCCUCAUCUUCCCACUGAAUGGAUUCAUAGCUAAGAAAAGAAGCAAACUGCAGGAAGUCCAAAUGAAGUUUAUGGAUGGCCGCAUCAGACUGAUGAACGAGAUCCUGAAUGGAAUCAAGAUCUUGAAGUUCUAUGCCUGGGAGAAGGCCUUCCUCGAACAGGUUUUGGGCUACAGAGAGAAGGAACUCAAGGCCUUGAAGAAGUCUCAGAUCCUUUAUUCCAUCUCCAUUGCGUCCUUCAACUCCUCUUCUUUCCUUAUCGCCUUUGCCAUGUUUGGAGUCUACGUGAUGAUUGAUGACAGGAACGUCCUCGACGCACAGAAGGUUUUCGUCUCCAUGGCGCUGAUCAACAUCCUGAAGACGCCACUCAGUCAGCUUCCCUUUGCAAUGAGCACCACUAUGCAGGCUGUGGUGUCUCUGAAACGUCUGGGGAAAUACCUGUGUUCAGAGGAACUAAAAAUGGACAAUGUCACAAAGGCUCCUUUGACUUCUGAUGGGGAAGACGUGGUGAUAGACAAUGGCACUUUCAGCUGGUCUGCAGAGGGCCCUCCAUGUCUAAAAAGAAUCAAUAUUCGUGUGCCUCGUGGUUCACUGGUUGCCGUGGUCGGACAUGUGGGCAGUGGAAAGUCCUCUUUGCUGUCUGCCAUGCUCGGGGAAACAGAGAAAAGGAGCGGCAGUGUUACUGUUAAGGGCUCCACGGCAUAUGUGCCCCAGCAGGCCUGGAUACAGAACGCCACAGUCCAAGAUAACAUAGUGUUUGGCCAUGAAAAGCUGAAGACGUGGUACCAGCGUGUGUUGGAGGCCUGCGCCCUGCUGCCUGACCUGGACAUCUUACCUGCAGGAGAUGCCACAGAGAUUGGGGAGAAGGGACUGAACCUGUCAGGAGGGCAGAAGCAGAGGGUGAGCCUGGCCAGGGCUGUGUACAGGAGGGCUGACGUGUACCUGCUCGACGAUCCACUGUCUGCUGUGGACGCUCAUGUGGGUCAACACAUCUUUGACAAAGUCAUUGGGCCAAAAGGAGUGCUUAGAGACAAGACCCGCAUCCUGGUAACCCAUGGGACGAGCUUCCUGCCACAAGCCAACCUCAUCCUUGUCCUGGUUGAUGGAGAAAUUACAGAGAGCGGCUCCUAUCAGGAGCUCCUUAGCCGCCAUGGGGCCUUUGCUGAUUUCAUCCACACCUUCGCCAACGUAGAGCGGAAAGAAAAUGCCAUACAGAGAGCUGGUUCCAGAAGGUCCAAUGCUCGUCUUAGUAUGGUUGAUUUCAUGCCAUUCUCCAGAGACCUGUCACAGGAGCAGCUCAUUGGGGGUGACACCACUAACACUAACCUGCAGAAUAUGGAGCCUGUGUCUGAGGCGGAGCAGGAGCAGGUCCCAGAGGAGCUGGGCAAGUUGACUGAGGCUGACAAAGCCCGCACUGGAAGGGUGAGGCUGGAGAUGUACAUGGAAUACUUCAAGACCAUUGGCUUGGCCCUCAUCAUUCCCAUCGUCUUCCUGUACGCUUUUCAGCAGGGCGCCUCGCUGGCCUACAACUACUGGCUCAGCAUGUGGGCUGACGACCCCAUUGUAAACGGCACUCAGAUUGAUACAGACCUGAAGCUGACUGUGUUUGGGGCACUGGGCUUUGCACAAGGUAUUGCUGUCUUUGGUACAACUGUUGCCAUCUCAAUCGGCGGCAUCAUCGCUUCUCGCCACCUGCACAUGGACCUGCUGAACAACGUGCUUCACUCACCCAUGUCCUUCUUUGAGUGCACGCCCAGUGGCAACCUACUCAACCGCUUUGCCAAAGAGAUUGACGCCAUCGACUGCAUGAUCCCUGAAGGCUUGAAAAUGAUGCUGAGCUACGUCUUUAAACUCAUGGAAGUCUGCAUAAUUGUGAUGAUGGCGACGCCCUUCGCAGCCGUGGUCAUCUUGCCUCUCAGUUUCCUGUACGCCUUUGUGCAGAGCUUCUAUGUUGCCACAUCCUGUCAGCUGCGGAGACUGGAAGCUGUGAGCCGCUCACCCAUCUACACCCACUUCAAUGAGACGGUGCAGGGCGCCAGUGUCAUCCGGGCCUUUGGGGAGCAGUCCAGGUUCAUCCUGCAGGCCAAUAAGAGAGUAGACUUCAACCAGACGUCCUACUUCCCGCGAUUUGUUGCCACUCGAUGGCUGGCAGUCAACCUGGAGUUUGUCGGGAAUGGUGUGGUGUUAGCUGCGGCCAUCCUCUCUGUGAUGGGGAAAAACACUCUGAGCCCAGGCAUAGUUGGUUUGGCUGUGUCACACUCCCUCCAGGUGACUGGAAUCCUGAGCUGGAUUGUGAGAUCAUGGACUGACGUUGAGAACAACAUUGUUUCUGUGGAAAGAGUCAAGGAGUAUGCUGACACUGAUAAGGAGGCUAGUUGGAGUGUGGAGGGCAACUCCCUGCCCCUGGCCUGGCCCCAGAAAGGCACGAUAGAGUUUCAGGACUACGGUCUGCAGUACCGCAAGGGCCUGGAUUUGGCACUGAAGGGCAUCACCGUGCAUAUUCAAGAGAGAGAGAAAGUUGGAAUAGUGGGCAGAACAGGAGCUGGGAAGUCCUCUCUUGCCCUGGGAAUCUUCAGGAUCCUAGAGGCAGCAAAGGGAAAGAUCUUUAUAGAUGGUGUCGACAUCGCUGAAAUUGGACUUCAUGAUCUCCGAUCACGCAUCACCAUCAUCCCUCAGGACCCUGUGCUGUUCUCAGGCUCUCUCCGCAUGAACCUUGAUCCCUUCGACACCUACUCUGAUGAGGAAGUGUGGAGUGCACUGGAGCUCGCUCAUCUCAAGAACUUUGUCUCCAAUCUGCCUGACAAACUCAACCAUGAAUGCUCAGAAGGAGGGGAAAACCUCAGUCUGGGUCAGCGCCAGUUGGUGUGCCUGGCCAGAGCCUUACUGAGGAAAACCAAGAUCCUGGUUCUGGAUGAGGCCACAGCUGCUGUGGACCUGGAGACAGACACGCUCAUCCAAUCCACAAUCCGUACACAGUUUGAGGACUGUACUGUCUUGACCAUUGCCCACCGCCUGAACACCAUCAUGGACUACACAAGAGUAAUAGUUAUGGACAAAGGCCACAUCUCUGAAGCAGACUCUCCAGCCAACCUCAUCUCACAGAGGGGACAGUUCUACCGAAUGUGCCGGGAAGCUGGCUUGGCCUAG
Messenger RNA from Myripristis murdjan (pinecone soldierfish), 4533 nucleotides. It is a transcript of the gene abcc6a, whose product is annotated as ATP-binding cassette, sub-family C (CFTR/MRP), member 6a. Gene Ontology annotation, biological process: transmembrane transport. Gene Ontology annotation, molecular function: ATP hydrolysis activity; ABC-type transporter activity; ATP binding. Gene Ontology annotation, cellular component: membrane. The transcript has 31 exons. The coding region runs from base 1 to 4533 and encodes 1510 amino acids. Lineage: Eukaryota; Metazoa; Chordata; Actinopteri; Holocentriformes; Holocentridae. The record is from RefSeq and is a predicted model, not a curated record.